AUGUUCGUUAUUGGUAUACGCGUCGAAUGUUAAAGGUUCGAUGUAACGCGUUCGUUUCAUUCGCUUUGUUCUGAUCGGAAGGAAUCCUCUCGAAGACUUCGCGAAUACGCUAGUUUCUCGAAGAUGAACGAAGGGAAGAAGAAGAGAGGAUGGAGCAACAUGCGCGAACGUGCACGUGACUCUUGAGAAAGGUUCGUUCACGUGGUAGUAGUGCUCGUGGUGGUGGUGGUGGUGGUGGUGGUAGUAGUACUAGUGGCGGUGGUGCUAGUAGCGGUGACGGUGGCGGUUGUGGUGGUGGUUCCUCGAGUCUGGCUUGCUCGUGUGGCACUAUGCAACGCGCUGGAAUGCGUCCUAACGAAAUUCGAGGUUAGAUACGCUCGGAGCCUUCGCCGUCUCGCGAGGGGUGUUGCUAGAGGCGCGGAUCUUCCGAGUGGAUCUCUUUGGAGUGGGGCAUAAACGGGGGGUCGAAGGGGGUGUUGGCCAAGCGACCUCGGCUCAAAGUGUGUCUCGCUUGGGCGUGCGAGGUGGGAUCGGUGUUUCUGGACUUUAGUGUCUUUCCUAUAUCUGGACGUUGCCGAGGAGAGCUCGUUGAACGAAUAAGAUCACGUGCCACCGAAGAGGAAUCAUUGGAUUGGAUUUUCGUCGUUUUUAGUGAUAAAUCUUACGAUUGCCUUAAAAGAAAAAUGGACAUUGAUUAUUACUUCGUAUUCUCGAGUUAAUUGUCUAAGAGAAGUGUCCUGUGAGAUUUCUUCGAGAAGCUUAAAAAAAAAAAGAAAUCUUUUUCGAAGUGAUACAACCGAUCGUAUCGUAAAUCGUGAGAAGCUCGAAAUUGUGAUUUGUGUUGAAUAAACGCCAGGAGGAGAUAGUGGAAGUUUGAAAAAAAAAAGGAAAAAAGAAGAAGAAAAAAAAAAGGAAAAAGAAAAAGGAAAAAGAAAAAGAAAUUCGACGGCUUGUCCUUUCAGUGAAGUGCUUCGAUCUAAAGUGUAUAUACGAAGCUUUUUCACAGAUUGGAAGUUACGAGAUCGCCCUCGGGGACUUGCAUCAACGGCAACUGAAGAUAGUCGCUGUCAAAACUUACACAACAUAAUAUAUAUUUCUAAUAUAUAUAUAUAUAUAUAUAUAUAUAUAUAUAUAUAUAUAUAUAAAAAUAUAUACAUAUAUAUAUAUAUAUUAGAAAUUUGCAAUGAUCUCUACGAAUCGAUGCUAGUAGAAUUUGAGGAAUUUAAAAGUUUAAUCAAAAGUCUUGUGUUGAUAAUACGUGAAAAAAAAAAAGAAAAUCAAAGUUAAAUUAAACGAACGAAUUUUCGAAGAAUUUACAUCGAUGUAUCGAAUAAUCAAAAUCCUUUCGAUACUAUCUAUCCGAUAUAAUAUAAUAUAUUAACAUAUAUAUGUACAUAGAUAUAUACUUUAUACAAAGUGAUAUCUAGGCAAAGUGAUCGAUCUAGGUAAAGAACAACGAGCUUACUGUGUUACGCUACGUAGGCGCCAUAUCCACGUUGAAGUAAAAGAGCAAAGUCCGUAUAACGAGUCUCAGGGAAUAAAAAUACGAGAAAGCAAAAAGAACUCGAUACGGCUUUAAAUCAAAUAGACCAGAGCGUCAUUCGUAGAUAAUUACGAUGUUCUAAGAUUAUCAUCCUACGAUAAAUAUAAUUUUAAUCGAAAAUCAGUGAAAGAAAAUAGAGAAGGAGAAGAAAAAAAAAAGAAAGAAAACAGCGGGAGAGGAAAAAGAAUUUUUCGGUAAUAUCGAUUGUAAAUCAAGAAAACUGUUUCGAUCAAGAAAAGAGGAUCUUAGGCGUCGUAGCGAAAAUACAAUUAAAAUUAAGUCCGACGGAGUAUCAAAGUUUACAUGCCUCGCACCGAUCUUCUGACGUUUAGGUGGCACGAAAGUUCGUCACCGAUCCGAUUCAUCAUCGAGUUCUAAGUUUUCCGAGGAAGGGAGCGAAAAAGUCGUCACGGUGUGUGGAUUAGGGCGAAUCCUCGGCUACAUCGGCGGACGACCGUCGGUGGGGGCCGCCACUAUGUCACAGUCCGGAUCAGGAGGCUUAACCGGAUCACAGGGUCAAACUAGUCAAAACGGGCAAACGAUGGAAAAUCAACAGACAGAUUGUCACCAAAAUGGCCGGGCCGAUCCACCGACAGAUACUACAAAACAGGACCUAUCCAAUGGUUUUGAGAAUCGAACCUUGGAUUACGAGCGAUUUUCCCAAGAGAGAAAUCAACAGGGACAAACAACCGCGCAGAAUCAAGAUCAACCACAACAACACCAACAACAACAACAACAACAACAUUCACAGCCGCAACAGCAACAGCAUCCACAGCCGCAACAGCAACAGCAAGUUCAACAGCAAUCACAGCAAGUACAGCAGCAAUCGCAGCAAGAUCAACAGACUGGACAAUAUCCGUCUGGAAGAAGACAAUCUGUUGUAGGAGUACCAGAGGAUAGACAUCCUCCUACGGGUCAAUUACCUCCUCAGCAAUACACCGUGGAUAAAACAAAUCCCGAAAGAGUCCAGCACGUUUCUCAAACCAGCACGCAAACCGUCCCGGUACAAGCUCAACCUCAAUUUGCGCCGGACUAUGAGCAAAGUCAAUAUCCACAAAUACGAGGUCAAUUUGAUGUUAGGUCGCAGAUAUAUCCUCAGCAAGCUCAGUACGCAGAGAGAGCCGGUUAUGUAACCAGAGACAUUACGUAUAGAGAUCCAGCGCUAUAUGGUCAAAGCACGGUUGCCAAUCCUAUGUUCGCGAGUCAAAGUCAGUAUGUUACCGUCCAACACGGAACACAGAUACCCUCUCAGUCGGCUAGUCCACAACCGCCUUACUUUGCGAGCGUUGUGGUACCUCAACCACCUGGAUAUACACAAUUUGGUAGCCAACCUCAAUAUCCGUAUAGCCAGUAUCCUCAAACUGUUAUGAAUGCGGUGCCGUACAAUCCCCAUACAGGCAUCUAUCAAGCUCAACAAUUCGGCCAACAAUCGCCCAAUCCACAGAGAUUCACUCAAGAGCUGAGCCAAUAUCAAACGCAACCGAUAAUUCAACCGAUCGCUCAAAAUGUUGCUCAUGGAAUAGCAAUUGCUACGACUGAAAGGCCAAGUCGUGGCCCAAAGCCGAUGGUACCACCCCGUGGAAAUUCAAAAAUCACACACGAUACAGGACACAGAAAAUCGGCAAGCGUCGACGUACCGGCAUUGCAAAAAGUUAAAUACGAAUCACAAAAUCCCCCUCAAGAUCAGAUUCAUCGUAGCGAAGGUGCCAUAAUCGUACAAGGAUCGCAAAUUGCUACGGGUGAAACGCAAGAAAGGAGAUAUCUAACUACGAUAAACCAGAAUCCUAGAACAAGGCAGGACGGUCUCUAUGUGGACGCAAAUGGUGAUCAAACGGUACGGGAGAAGGUCGUAGAUAAUAUCGGAACGGAGUGUGGUUUGUAUGUUUCUAAAUCGGAGCACAGAAAGUCCAUAUCCGUUGACGUUACAACGAGUUUUCAAAGACGCAACGAUACCAUCACUUUUACGUUUCCCGGUGAUGGAAAUCAAGAUAUGGCUGUACCAUCCAGAAAGCCAACGGUUAUAGAACCAAAACGAGUUGAGGGUACGCAAGUAUUUCCACCUGAUCAGAGAAGAUUAGACGCGAGCUUAAGAGUUUCACCUAUGGCGUUUGAUUCGAGACAAGAAAAUCGGAAAAGUGUGGCCACCGAUAGAAAGGCAGAUUGGGGCAAUGUGAGUCCGAAUCAAAGAGUUGUCAUACCGCAAGAAAGCAGACGAUCGGAUUAUUUCGAAGAACAUAGACGGUCACCGAUGAAUUUGGAAGGUAAAAGAGUGGAAGAUGUUAGAAGAUCACCAAUGCCUUUCGUUCCGAUUCGAGAUACAUCUGCCGAUCGGGCAAAUCAGAAAAGUCCAUCGUUUGUUAAUCAAAACUUUGAGAAGACCAGACAAGAAUUAGCAAUGUGGGCCGAACAAAGGCAACGUCAAGAAUUAGAGAGGAGCAUGAUGCAGAAUCAAAUAUUUUCUACUAGUCCGCGAUCUCGUAAUCAAUCCGAGGAAAGAAGAGAAUCUCGAUCUUCACAUCCAUCCGAAGAACGUAAAGAAACUAGAAUGUCGCAAUCGGCUUUUCAACCGUUGCCGAACAUCAGUCAAAGUACUAUAAUGGAACAACGUCGUCAUUUGCGACACGUAAGUGCUGACUUAACAAAACACAUGGAAUUGUCUCGAAAAGAUUUCGACGAUCAACCGAUCAGUGGUUCUGUAGCUAAUCUUGGACCAGGCACUGCGAGUACUGUUUCAUCACAAAGAGCCAGUCCAAAUCUUUGUCAUCAGUAUCCAGCAUUGAGCGAAGCCAAAUUAGACACUAAGGCCGUAUUAACAGUAGUCACCGAUUUCGGAGAGUCUAAUUCAACUAAACAAAGCGAUCAAGUCGAUCAUAUAAUACACAGUCACAGAAAGAGUCACAAUAUCUCUUCGAGUUUAUUAACUCAUAGCAAAAGUCAAACGGAAUGCUUACAGAGCCAGCUUGAUUCCCAAAGCGAAAAAUCGGAUUCCCUUCAGGCUCAACAGCAACAGUUACACAAUCAGCAGAGUCUCGAUUUGAUUUCGGAGAAGCUAAGCCAGUUCGAACGUCAACAGAGCGACCUUCAAGCUAAACUGCAAUGUCUUCAGAAUCAAAAUCAAAUCUUAGAUAAGGUCGCUCAAUUUCAGCAUCAACAGAGCGACUUACAGGCACGACUACAAAGUUUGCAAACGCAGAAUCAGAUCGGUGAUAAGAUUCAGCGACAAUCUACGGAAAUUCAACAGCACACCGUUGGAAAUGACGUACACCAAAUACAAAUGAGUCCUUUAUGCAAUCAUCAAGAUCAUUUGGAAAAGACACCCUCUUUGUCUCAGAAUCAACAUCAGGUGGUGCACAGUCACCAUCACAGUUUACUGACCACCACAUAUCCGCAAAGCUCGAGCCUUCAAGCUUGCCCGUCGUCCGUUUGUGAGAAACUAUCUCCACGUAUCCAACACGAUGUCAAUGAUCCGAAUUCCAUUCAGAUACCUAACAUGUCACAGAUGCCACUUCCUUGUCUCCCACAGUUCGAUCGUGCUGAUACGUCGCGUGGUUCGUUCUCGCAGUUUCAUCGACAUCAGUGUCAAAUCGACAGUCACGAUAGUACAUCAGCGACAUCGGCUGGGGGAGUUGUUGUCGGUACCGUUGGAGUCAGCGGAAGCAUCGUUGGUGGUACUACUACAACGAGCACCUUUACCGGGACCCUCAAGAAAGUUCCACCAGAGAAGCCACCGAGACAGUCCUUGACCGUGCAGUCUCCGGAAGCAGAGAGUAACAGAAGCCAGCCAGCGAUCGGACUAAAGCAGACACCAAAAGCACGGCCGACGAUUUUCGGGACAGUCGCCUCGGACCUGAAUCCGAAGGAUGGCAACAGUCGAAGGAGCUUACCGCAAACUCCAGCCGGUGGUGUCGGUGGAAAAGGUGGAGGAGGUAGUGGGGUUCCUGGUUCUGGCAUGGUCAAUGGUGCUGGCGCUGAUCAUCAGGAUAUUCGCGACGGUGCAGCUAUAAAUACCGAACACGCUCUAGUGUACCGAGACGGAAACUUAGUUUCUGGAUCCUUGGAAGCGUUAGUGCAGCACAUGGUACCAACCGAGGAAUAUUAUCCCGAUCGUGCUUACCUCUUUGCCUUUUUGCUAAGUGCAAGGCUCUUCAUCAAACCGCACGAGCUAUUGGGUGAGGUUUGCGCCCUUUGCGAACAUCAGCAAAAUCUGAAUGGAGAAGGCGGCAAGGAACGACUACACCGUUUCGUGCCCCGACUGGUGCAGCUGUUGGCAGAAUGGACGGAGACUUUCCCGUACGAUUUUCGGGACGAAAGGGUGAUGGGUCACGUCAGAUCCAUCACGCAGAAGGUCGCUGCGGUCGACGCGGCCGCGCGACAGGAAGUUUCGGCCUUGCUUCAAAACUUACUUCUCAGGCUCACAGCCCUCGAGAGGUACGAGGAGGGCCUAGCGAGAUUGGCCACCGAGGCGGCGACUGAACAGCUCACGCAGGUGGACAUCACCGAGCUUUGCCCCUCCGCUACGGUACUGGCACAACAAUUGACCCACGUGGAACUCGAGAGGCUCUCUUACAUCGGCCCCGAGGAAUUUGUCCAAGCAUUCGCUAAGGAAUCUCCUCACUUGGAAACAUCUUUCAAGGACAUGAAAAAGACUCGGAAUCUUGAGUCUUAUGUCCAGUGGUUCAAUCGAUUGAGUUAUUUCGUAGCGACCGAAGUAUGCAAGCACGCAAAGAAGAAACAACGCGUGCGCGUCGUAGAAUAUUGGAUAGAGACCGCUCGAGAAUGCUUUAAUAUCGGCAACUUCAACUCAUUGAUGGCGAUCAUUGCCGGUCUGAAUAUGUCUCCAAUAUCGCGGCUGAAAAAAACGUGGUCAAAAGUACAAUCGGCCAAGUUCUCGAUCCUAGAACAUCAAAUGGAUCCUAGUAGCAAUUUCAGCAGCUAUCGUAGCACCCUAAAGGCAGCAAUGUGGCGUAGCGCCGGCGCUACGGACGAACGUCAACGAAUCGUUGUUCCCUUCUUUAGCCUGUUAGUCAAGGAUCUAUACUUUCUCAACGAGGGCUGCAGCAACAAACUACCAAACGGACACAUUAAUUUUGAGAAAUUUUGGCAGCUAGCAAAACAGGUAACGGAAUUCAUCGCCUGGAAACAAGUAGCUUGUCCGUUUGAAAAGAAUCCACGAGUUAUAGCCUUUUUACAAGCGAGUCCUGUAUUAACCGAAAAUGCAUUGGCUCUAGCAUCGUUCGAGUGUGAACCACCCGAUAACAAUCCUGAGAAGGAACGUUACAAAGCUUUAAACGAUAUAUGUUCGCAGGUCUGAAAUGAACACCCAGUGAAAACAAGAUUCGCUGCAACAUGUCGAACAGGAACGCUACUGAUAAAGAAUAGUAUCAAUUUAUAUGUAUAUAUGUGUAUACAUUUAUAUAUAUAUAUAUAUAUAUAUAUAUAUAUAUAUAUAUAUAUAUAUGUAUGUAUGUAUGUAUAUAUAUAUAAAGAUGUGCAUAUAUAUAUAUAUAUAUAUGUAUACUAUUAUAUAUAUAUAUAUAUAUACACAUAUACAAACACAUUUAUAAAUAUUAAUAUAUUCGUAACGAUAUCCAGUUAAUCUCCUGCGAAAGGAGACUGUGUUCUCGGUGCAAGAAGUAAAAAGAAAAAAAAAAAAGAAGGAAGAAGGAAAGAAAGCGAAAAGGCAAAAGAAGAGAAGAGAGAAAAAUGAGAAGAUAAACGACGGAUUUAAAGUAUUAAACGGAAUAAGCUACAUCAGAUGUAGACUCGUCGUUCCGUGAUUGCGCUCGCGAUUAAAAAUUGCCCUAUAGUGAGAUCUCGCGUUGUUAAAAAUCGAUUAAGCAUCUGCUUGACCCGUAUAGUCAUCGGCAAUGUUAAAAUGAAGCUUGCCCGACCUCGAUGCGAUACGGAUGAAAAUGUAAUCCUUCGGGUAAUAUUUCUGACGGCCGUGGUAGGCCAUCGACAAGAGCAUACGUAUGAAAGUAUCGAGCAGUUCGCGAUUAAAAAGCAAGGAAAAAUAAGGUAUGGCUCGAUGAGCGAGCGAUGUAGGCCAACGUUGGUCGGCAAAAUCGAUUCGCAAAAUGAUUUUUGACGAUUGCAGAUGACGAUGCGGCUCGCGAGAUCGAAUAAACAGGCUGUUCUUUGAAAUCGGAUUUCGGGACUAGUCUGGUCUUUAAUUUAAAAAAGAUUAAAAGAGAAAGAGAGAGAGAGAGAGAGAGAGAGAGAAAAGAUAAAAGAAAAAAAAGCAGAAAAAAAGGAAGAAAAGAGAUUUCCCUUCUGUUCUUGAACGAAGGACGACGAUCGGCUUCGAGCGAAACGAAUCGAUACUCGGAUAAGUAUUUAUGUAAUGUAUAUGUACGAACGGAAUAUUCGCUCGGACAAUAUCGCGCGUGAACAGUAAGUAUAGUUCCUAAGUCCGAGGCACGUACCGGCUGUAUCUCGAAAGUUCUUCGAAUAUCCUUUCCGUUUUUCAAUCGUUAUAGGAAAGAGAAUGAUGAAAGAUCGACGUAUCGUAAUGAGAAGUAUAAUCGGAGCAUUCUCGAGAGACGAUCCGUGACAUAGCCGAUUCUUUUGUAUAUAGCCCUUUUGAUAUAACGCUAAACGGACUCCUAAGUGUCAGAUGUAGGUUCGUUCCUGUAGUCUCUAAGUUCAAAUAUAGUAUCAUAGAUAUCCGAUAAGAAAAAAAAGCCACUAUGAUCAUCGUGCCCGUACUUAAAGUUAUAUAAGAGAAGAGAAGAAAAUGGGGGCGGGAAAAAGAGAAAAAAAGAGAAAAAAAAGAGAGACGAUGCGAAGGUCGAAAGAACUCGUACGUGGUAGGAUUGAUGGUAUUUGCAAAUUACUACAAACAUGAUCGACGUUCAAUAAAUGAAUCGUUUAAUAUCGUUCUCCGACACACUUAACGUCUUGCAAAAUUAAUUCGAAAGUACAUUUUUAUGAGUAACGUAUCGAUCGGGAAAGGUGAAAAGGGUGUUAUAACGAUAGGAAGAUUCGAUCAAACGUUCGAUCAAGUCAACGAUAUCGACUUUUGCGAUCUUAAAACGGAGAAAGAAAGACAGAUCACGAUUUUGCUAAUAUCCGGCGUUGUUUUCCUUCUUUGCCUGCAUGAACUCGAGAGCACGAAAGAAAAACCUUCUUAAAAUAUUUAGGGACCAAGAGUUCGCUUCUCCUGGGUAUAUAGCACAAUCCGAGUAAAAAGAAAAGAAAAGAAAAAGAAAAAGAAAUGAAAAAAAUAAACAAAGAAAAAGAGGACAAAUAUUGUGAAAACGAUGGAAGGAAAGUAAAGGAAAAAUUAUUCCAAAUGAAGUCACGACGAUUUAAUAACAUUUUAACUGCCGUCACGAAAUUGCCGAAUUAAGAACAGAUAUUAAAAGGAUGAAGAUCUCGAAAAGUCCAUUACGAUUAAUAGACGAAUACGAACCGAGAGUCUAUACAAAGAUCGCGUAACAAAGAAAGUAUAAAUUAAUCGAUCGAAUCGCCAAAAUCCGUGAGUCAUCGAACGCUAUGGACACUUGCCAUUCUUAAAUUACUCAAUAAAUUAUUAUACAUUUGAUUUUAUUUUCAUCGAACGUAUAUAUGUAUGUAUGUACUACGAUUCACGCGUUGUUUCCAUUACGUUCCUAACAAAAUAUUAAUAAAAAAUAUGAUCUUCAUCCUACAAAAUAGAAACGCAUGAAAGUACAUUACUACGAGAUAUAGCGAUCUUUGUAAUAAAACAUAAUUAAAAAGAAAAAAAAAAAGAAAAAAAAAAGAGAAAGAGGAAAAGGAAGAGGAAAUAACCGUACAUCGAGAAAAGUGAAAUUCUUGAAAAAACGUUUAUAAAGAUAUAUCAUUAUAAUAUGAUGUCGCAUAAAAUAAUGGAAACGAUAAAUAUAUUAUGGCAUUCAUCAUAACAUAAAUGACAGUAAAUAUACGAUUAUAUACGUACGAGUUCUGUACGAUAAGCAGUAACGAUAACGAAUUUUUCGAGGUAGAUAUCGUUUUUCGUUAUUCGUCUCGUUGGAUAUUAUCAAUUUUAUCAUCGUCGUCUCGAAAACAAUGCACUUUAACACAAAAACUGUGAAACGUAGAUCUAACGAAAAAAAAAGAAAAAAAGAAAAAAAAAAAAAGAAAAAGAAAAAACAAACUGUUUUCUUUACUUCUUAAUAAACUUUCGUACGAUCUUUCAAAGAAUCUCUUUAUCCUAUCCGGCAAAACAAAGUGUCCGAAUGCUCGAUGAUGACUCAAGGAGUUUUUUUCUCAUGUAGAUAGGAUAUAACAAUCAUCGACAAUUAUAUACAUGCACAUUUAUCGUAAGUACAUAAAUAUAAAAUUACCACCGUACCAUUUAAGCCGCUUAAUCGUUGCAUUGUCAAAUAUUCAUAUCGUUUCACCGUGAUCAUUUGAUCAUCCUCGCUCAACAAUCCGUGUUCAAAAAUCCAUCCCGCCCUUCUAUAUCAAAUAACAAAUCGAUGAGUUUCCAUCCGUCUCGAAUAAUUUCUUACGAGCAGCACACGAUCACUUCAAUUUUUUAUAUGGCAUGCGUUUUUCUACAAAUCCGAUAUAAAAACGCGACGAUAAUCGCGAUUGCCUUUCGAUCGGCUAAGAUUUAAAUGACGAUAAUUACGACGAUAAGAGAUGUGAAAGCAAGUCGAUCGAUUCGUGAUUGAUAUAAAAAGAAGCGUCAUCUAAAAUUCAUUUCCGUAAGUGCUGCUCCGUUGUCCCUUUCUAUUGAGAUACACUACAAAGUUUAUGAUUACACAAUCUGUAAAUAAAAGGAAUGGCGUGUAUAUAUACAUACAAUUAUAUAAUAUAUGCGUAUCUAUUAUGCGUUAAUUUAGAUUUUAAGUAUUAGACCAUAAUCGAAUUUAAUGAAAUCGAUCAGGGCUGCCGUUGACGAUGAUAAUAUUUUUUCGUGAAAUUUUUUUUCUUCGAUCGUUGUCAUAUUUCUUUUCUUUUCCUUUCUUUUUUUUUUCGAUCAUCAUUGACAAUUAUCUAUUCGACUUUUGUUCCCUUGAUCAAUCACGAACAGAAAUACAUAUAUUUCAAUUUUCUUGAUAAUUGUGCAGAACGAUAGAUCGCUUAACUUUUUUUUUCUUUUUUUUUUUUUUUUUUUUUUUUUAUUUUUCCAAUGCGACAGCCCUGAGGCCGAAGAAAGAGAAGGAGGCAGAGAAAAAAAAUACGACUAGAAAUGUUGACAUGUGUCGAAAAAUGUCGUAACGAACACGACAAAUACUCGACGACAAGAAACGCCGAUCGAUCGAUCUGAGAUCACCUAACGCUAUAAUAUAGCAAAAAACUAGAUUCAUCCUCGAAAUCAAUUUAUAGAGAAAAAUCUUGCUUAUCGUCUAGUCACUAGAUAGUUAGUCGAGCCCGAGCUUUUUACGCCGCGAAAGGAGCGACCGACUUUAUUUACUUUCCUUUUUUUUUUUUUUUUUAUAUAAUAAGUACCUUUGUCUACUACAUAUAUAUAUAUGUAGCCAUGCUUUCAUAUCAUUACAUCUUGCGAUGCGUUUUAUACAAAUUCAUAUACAUAUUAUACGUCUUCGCAUUGAUUUUCGACGACGUUUCACAGAAUUUUUCUUGCUACGGUAUCUCAUUGAAUAUCGUAAAUUGUAUGACAUUUGAAACGUCAUUUCAUUUAUCUAUUAAAUAAACAUGUGAAUAUUUAAAUCCUCCUUUGGCGAGCUUAAUCGAGUCGGGAACUUUAUGCCUAAAUUAAGCGUACUCGAGAGUGAGAGUUAACGUUAAUUUCCGCGCUAAACAUAUUUUCAAUGAACAUUCCCUUUAUGUAAGAAACUUUAUAGACACACGACGCGACACUCGAGAGUAUAAUGCGUCAAUACUUCGCCAAGUUUGCUUGUAAAUGACUUUAACUUUUCAUUCCUUUCUUCUAUCUCUUGUUUUCAAUUUUUUUUUUCCUUUUCUUUUUUCUAUAUUUUCGCGCGAUAAUCUCUUUGCAUGUAUGAUUAACGUGAUCGUAAAUAGGCCAAGAGAAAUAAAGAAUGAAUGUGUGCGCGUAUAUAUGUAUGUAAAAAAAAGAGAGAAAGAAAGAGAGGCAGAAAGAGAGAGAGAGAGAGAGAGAGAGAGAGAGAGAGAGAGGAAGAGAGAGAGAGAAACUCGACCCCAUAAUUUACGUAACUUUUCACGAGAAUCUUCAUUGAAUCGUUUCAGCGCAUAUAAAAUUUCUAUUGUGAUCGAAUUAUUCGUUAAAAUUAUUAUUCUCGAUCGCAAGAAAUGAUCGAGAUAAUCUAUAAUGUAACGCGUUGAAAAAUCAUUCUUUUUUUUUUUGUAUUAUCAUAAAAACCGACCGUAUUAAAAUGUUAAAUAACAAUAUUAUCCCAU
This is a messenger RNA of Vespa velutina, 11860 nucleotides long. RefSeq lists its product as uncharacterized. The coding region runs from base 2019 to 6854 and encodes 1611 amino acids. The transcript is spliced from 14 exons. Gene Ontology annotation, cellular component: plasma membrane. The record is from RefSeq and is a predicted model, not a curated record. Gene Ontology annotation, molecular function: guanyl-nucleotide exchange factor activity. NCBI's taxonomy places the organism in Eukaryota, Metazoa, Arthropoda, Insecta, Hymenoptera, Vespidae. Gene Ontology annotation, biological process: Ras protein signal transduction; positive regulation of GTPase activity.